AUGAGUAAGCUGGACGAUUUGUUGGCCAAGAAGAAGACGGUGGUGCCCGUCCUGGACCUGAGCCGCAGCAACAUCCAGACGAGUGAGGAGUUCAAGCGGCUGUUCGAGAAGGUGCCCGACUACAAGAUGCGUCCCGUGAAGGUGCGCGCCGAGGAGAUCAAGCUCCGGGACAAGGACUACUCCUUCAAGAUGCCCAAGAAGGAGAUGCGCAAGCUGCUCAAGUCGAAUGGGGAGCGGGAGCCGUUCUACAGCUACGCGGAUCCCGUGCCCACCGAAAUGAAGGACGUGGUGCUCAUGGAGCUCUGUGCCGUGCCCAUCGACUGGAAGAUGCUCACCACGCUGCGGCCCAAGAACAAGCAGGAGGAGGAGUACUUCAGCCGCAUGGUGGAGAUGGGCAAGCUGGAGCUCAAGACCGAGGCCCGUGACCGCCGCGAGUUCGCUCUGAACAACUGCGUGAAGAAGAUCAAGAACAAGUCGGGCAUCGUGGAGACCCGCCUGAUGACCUGCGAGUCCUGCGGCGAGGAAAUGUGCUGCGGCAAGUCAUGUGGCGACUUCAACUACGAUCUGUACAUCAGAGUGGAGGCCAGGGUCGUGAAGCCGAAGCCCGUGCCCAUGACCACGAACAAGACCAAAUUGAAUGGCCGCAAGAAGUCCUCGGUGGCAGGCACCAAAAUCAAGGUCAAGAAGUCCUCCACCAACAAAGGAGCUUGGGGAAAACGAUAGAUCAAUUUAGCUGAGUAUUCUUUUCGCAUUCACUUGCCCCUUGUAACCAUUAAAAAGUCCUCAAAUCUUGUACAAGUCUCUU
This is a messenger RNA of Drosophila persimilis, 805 nucleotides long. RefSeq lists its product as uncharacterized. The transcript is spliced from 2 exons. The coding region runs from base 1 to 723 and encodes 240 amino acids. Lineage: Eukaryota; Metazoa; Arthropoda; Insecta; Diptera; Drosophilidae. The record is from RefSeq and is a predicted model, not a curated record.